UACAAUACGCGGCGGCGAGUGAGUGUUCAGUCACAAGAUUAUUUUUAGCGCCUUUAACACGCAAGGAGAGGAGACUGAGGAGAGCUUGUGUCGCCACCCGCCAGGCGUCGUCAGUGUGGCAAUCGUCUUCGAGGGCUGUUCGACCGCAUGGGCAAGGACUGGCGACUCUUCGUGUAUGGAGGCUUCUCGUCCAUCACUGCCGAAUUCGGCACGUUUCCGAUUGACACGACCAAGACCCGGUUGCAACUGCAGCAGGGAUGCGGCCAGCGCUACCGAGGCAUGCUGCACGCACUGGUCAACAUCACCAAAGAGGAGGGCUUUCGCGCCUUGUACUCCGGGAUGGCGCCCGCUCUGCUGCGGCAAGCCUCCUACGGCACCCUGAAGUUUGGUUCCUACUAUUGGCUGCAAGGGGCCCUCGGGGGCACUGGCUCUAGUCCGGCCCUCAAUGUGGGAUGCGCGGUGACGGCCGCUGUGCUGGCCGCCACCGUUGCCAACCCCACGGACGUGCUUAAGGUGCGGAUGCAGGCGAGCACCACCAAGGGCUCCUUGAUGGUCAACUUCGCCGACGUGUGGCACUUGGAAGGGGUGCGCGGGCUGUGGAGGGGCGUCGGGCCCACUGCCCAGAGGGCAGCCAUCAUCGCGGCCGUCGAACUGCCCGUCUACGACUGGGUCAAGCUCAAAUUGAGGCAGCGCCUUGGAGACACAACCCUUAACCAUUUUAGUGCCAGUCUCAUUGCUAGUAUUGGAAGUGCUGUAGCGUCUACUCCUGUAGAUGUCAUAAGGACACGCUUAAUGAAUCAAAGAAGAUUAAAAGUAGGAGUUAACAAUAUUUAUUCAGGAAGUUUAGACUGUUUAGUGCAGACUGUGAAGGCUGAGGGCGUCGCUGCUUUGUACAAAGGUUUUGUGCCGACUCUGGUGCGCAUGGGUCCUUGGAACGUGAUUUUCUUUGUCACGUUUGAGCAGCUGAAGAUGCUUUACUGAAUCUCCUUCCUAGUCAGCAGCACUGACUAACCUUUAUGCAUUUGCCGUGUUGUAUUCAUAAGGAAAUUAUAUAUCUACAUUGUAUUUAAAUUAUUGCAGCAAAAUGGUUGUUUUACCUAGGAAAUAAAACACAGAGUGCAAAGCAUAUUGAUAAUUAAUA
Molecule: messenger RNA, 1141 nt
Organism: Cloeon dipterum
Lineage: Eukaryota; Metazoa; Arthropoda; Insecta; Ephemeroptera; Baetidae
Gene: Bmcp
Product: uncoupling protein Bmcp mitochondrial
Exons: 6
Coding region: 148-981 (277 amino acids)
Biological process (GO): transmembrane transport
Molecular function (GO): transmembrane transporter activity
Source: RefSeq, a predicted model, not a curated record